Messenger RNA from Doryrhamphus excisus (bluestripe pipefish), 3078 nucleotides. RefSeq names its product ADAM metallopeptidase domain 15 (gene adam15). The record is from RefSeq and is a predicted model, not a curated record. NCBI's taxonomy places the organism in Eukaryota, Metazoa, Chordata, Actinopteri, Syngnathiformes, Syngnathidae. Gene Ontology annotation, molecular function: metalloendopeptidase activity; integrin binding. Gene Ontology annotation, biological process: innate immune response; integrin-mediated signaling pathway; proteolysis.
UAAACAUUUGCCGCUCCUGUUGGGAGAACUAGUCCUCUUUGGGCCGCAAAGUGAGCGGCGACGGUGCAAACAAGUGGACCCAAAGAGUUGACGCUAUGCUGGACGAGCCUUUUAACUGACAUCAGAAUGAACGACUGCUAGCGAUGACCCGCCGGUUCUCUUCGGACUCGAUCAAGUAACGGGCCGCGCCAACAUGAUAGUACUUUGGGCGCUGCUGCUGCUCAGCGCGCGUGCUGCCUUCACAGUCGCCAGAUCCUUGAACGCAGCACGACACCACCCCGUGGACCGGACGGCGUCAGGUGUGGGCUGGUGGCGCCUCCCUCUGCUGGAGAAGACGCAUCCCUUUGUGCUGGUGGGGAGGCAAAGGUGGAGCCUAGUGGAAGCUCUACAGGACGGUCACCCAGAGCGACUACUUUGUGGCCUGAAGAUCCAAGGCCAGGUCCUCCUACUGGAUCUGGAGAAGAACCGCGACCUCCUGCCCAAAGCGCCAAACGUGUUCUUCUACCUGCCAAACGGCACAGGAGUGUCCAUCAAAGAUGACCCCGUGACGCAUUGUUAUUACCAUGGCAAUGUCCGGGGGUUCCCUCGCUCACGAGUGGCGCUGAGCACCUGCUCAGGUCUGCGCGGCAUCAUCGCUAUCAACGCUACUCUGAGCUUUGAGCUGCAGCCGCAGGAGCUCCGCCCCUACCAGCAGGGCAUGGCGAGGGAGAAGGGUGAAAAAGAAGGGGACCACCUGCUAUACUCUACUGGUCAUGUAGAGGGGGGGGUAGCCGGUGGCUGCGGGGUCUCAGUGGGCCCUGCAGCCCCCCCAUCACAGCACAGAAGUGUGGGACGAAGCAAGAGGGACAUCCUGUCUGAGACCAAGUACAUAGAACUAGUGCUAGUGGCGGACCACCAAGAGUUCGUCAACUACCAGAAGAACAACAAGACCAUCUUCUAUCGCAUGCUGGAUGUGGCCAACCAGGUGGACUGGUUUUAUCGUCCUCUGAACGUGCGCGUGGCGUUGACAGGCAUGGAAGUCUGGAGCGACCGCAACAAGAUCCCAGUGGAGAAGAACGCCAUUGACACACUCAACAACUUCCUGGAGUGGCGGGCCAGAGAACUGCUACCCCGCCUUCGCCAUGACAAUGCCCAACUCAUCAUGGGCAGCGCCUUGGACGGUACCACAGUGGGCAUGGCGUCGCAGUCGUCCAUGUGCUCCAGAGACAGAUCAGGAGGAGUUAACGUGGAUCACCUGGUGAGCGUUCUGGGCGUGGCCUCCACAGUGGCUCAUGAGCUCGGGCACAACUUGGGCAUGAGUCAUGACACGAUUGAACGGCACUGCUCCUGCCUCAAUGAUGCCCGGCUGGGGGGCUGCAUCAUGGAGCCCUCAACCGGGUUCAUGCCUGGGCAGCAGUUCAGCAGCUGCAGUGCGGCUGAUUUGUCUGUCAGCCUGCUGCAUGGGGGCGGGAUGUGCUUGUUCAAUGUGCCCCAGCCUGACCACCUUGUGGGCGGACCCCGCUGUGGAAACCUGUAUGUGGAGCGAGGGGAGGACUGCGACUGCGGCCUGCUGGAGGAGUGCCAGGACCCCUGCUGUAAUGCCUCCACCUGUCGCCUGAUUCCUGGAGCUCAGUGCUCAUCUGACGGCGGCUGCUGCCAUGACUGCAAGCUGCGGGCAGCAGGUUCUGUGUGUCGGGAGCCAAUCGGAGAGUGCGACUUGCCUGAGUUCUGCACCGGUUCCUCCCCCUACUGCCCUGCCAAUGUCUUCCUGCAAAAUGGCGAGCCCUGCGAGGACGGUGCCUCCUACUGUUACGGCGGCGUGUGUGCUAGCAUGCGUGUGCAGUGCCAGACACUGUGGGGACCCAAUGCGAGCAGUGCGCCCGCCGUCUGUUUCUCGUCAGUCAACAAACAAGGAAACAAGUUUGGAAACUGCGGUCAGCUGAGCAACGGUUCCUACGCUCCCUGUGGGCCCGCUGAUGUGCGCUGCGGCAGGAUCCAGUGUCAGAGCGAUAGGGAGCGCCCCCUGCUGGGCACCAAUGCGGAGAUCCUCACCACCACCGUGCGCUUCAACCACAGUGACCUGGUGUGUCGUGGCACCUUCUUCCAUCUGGGAGACGAUGUGUCCGACCCCGCUUCUGUGGCGGAGGGCACUGCCUGCGGCUACGGGAAGGCGUGUCUCAACCACAAGUGUCAGGACGCGUCUAUCUUCGGCGUGGAAGAGUGCCGCAGGAAGUGCAACGGUCAUGGCGUGUGCAACAGCAACAACAACUGUCACUGCCAGGAGGGCCGGGCUCCACCCGACUGCAUAUAUGCCGGGCACGGUGGCAGCGUGGACAGCGGUCCCACUCGCGCCACCUCAGAGUCGGAUCCAGUCCGAGUUGCCCUGCUGGUGAUCUUCCUCUUCAUCCUGCCGAUGGUCGUCUUGUUCCUCGCUCUCCGCUACUCUUGUGUCCGUAGACUUUUGUCCUGUUUGGGAGCCAAUAAGCAUGUUUCCAAAUCACGACAACACAGCCGGACGCCGGCGACAGAGCGAGAGGAUGACACAAACGGUGAACAAGUGCGCCCACUGAGAUACCAUGUUAAAGCAUCGAAAGACAGCCCAGAGGCUCCGCCCCUCAAACAGGUUUUUGACAGACCUGCUCCUCCCACUAAGCCACUCCCCCCUCCCCCCACACUAAAUCCCUCGCCCCUGCAGUUGACCAAACACCGUCCGGCGCCGCCGGCCAAGCCCCUGCCCCCCACCCCUCCCAUCAGAGGCAUUCAGCUGCUAGCGAGCCGACCGGCUCCACCCAAUAAGCCGCUGCCCCCUGACCCUGUCUCACCUGGACAGGUUCCAGUUGCGCCCAAACCAGCUCUACCCAAAAAGCCUUUGGUUCUCCCACCGCUGUCCCACCUCGCCCCACCUGGCACCAAAGCUAAACCAGCUCAACACUCUGCAGCAUUUGUAAACAGACGAUGUCCUCUUCCUACAAAACAACCCACAAUCCCUCCCAGACUCCGCACGCCACCGCCGCCCCCGCUCCCUGCUGCUAGCAGGGGUGUAGUGCCUUGCUCCGAUCCGCACGGAAUCUUCUGAAUGUUCCUUGGAGAACAACGCAG